Messenger RNA from Gopherus flavomarginatus (Mexican gopher tortoise), 1238 nucleotides. RefSeq lists its product as uncharacterized. The coding region runs from base 622 to 1200 and encodes 192 amino acids. NCBI's taxonomy places the organism in Eukaryota, Metazoa, Chordata, Testudines, Testudinidae. The record is from RefSeq and is a predicted model, not a curated record. The transcript is spliced from 4 exons.
AAGGGGAGUUUCCCGGUGUUUAGCACCAAGGAAUUCUGAAGUUUGCUAAAAUGUCUAGUCUGUGGAAACAAGAAAUGGUUGGGGCAAAACUUUUUAACCACUGCCUUUUUUAAAGCCCAUUCAUGGAUGUGUGUCCCUAUCUCUCAGGUACCUGGGGUUCUUUGCCAGGAGGAGAGAAGAGGUUCCUGCCUCUGUUUUUGUGGCCUUAACAAACCAGGUGUUGUGCUCCAGUUCUCGUCUGAGAUCCCUGAAGAAGAACAUCUUCCCACCCUUCAACAAGACAGGACCUAUCUUUAAAAGGGAACAAAGAGAACUCUGAGACUUACUAGCUCGCCUCACUUCCAUAGCUGGAGAGAUACUGGAGUACAUUCUUAAACUAUCAGUUUGUCAGCAGCACCAACAGGAUAGUUUGGUUCUUAGGACUAGUGAGCAUGGAUUUGUCAAGAACAAAUCAUUCCAAACCAAUCCUCUUUCCUUCUUCGGCAGGGUUCCGGGCCUAGUGAAGCCAGCUGAUCGCCCAGUGUCAUCACCCUGCCUGCUGGCUGGGCAGGGUAACUCCUCAGGUCACCACCCUCCUCUCCAGCCUGUCUUGGGCUUGGAGAGUGAGGAGAAGGGCGAGGGAUGACAUUGAACAUCCUCCAUCCAUCGCUUCAUCACCAGAGCAAGAUGGCCAGGCUCCUGAGGAUGUUCAGGAAGAAGGCUCUGCAGGCGGCCCCAGAGCCUGUGGAAAGCAGCUGCCAUCUUCCCCAGGAGCCGAGCGGCCCAACCGUCCCCAAUGGCGGGGAAGGAGCUCGCGGCCGGGCCAGGAGGUGGAAGUGCCCAGCCUUCUGGAAGAGGAAACCUGCUCCCGGUGCAGGCGCCGAGGUGGGAGAGGCACCGUCAAGGCCAAAAUGGAGCUGGGCCAGGAUGCAGCUGGGCAAGCAGGACCCAGCCCUGGUGCAGAACCGGGCAGGGUGGUUCUGGGGCUUGUUGUGUGGGCAGCAGCAGCCCCAGGAGCCCAGCCCCGAUUUCCAGCAGGAGGCAUCGCCCUGCCCGGUCAGUGGGGACCUUCCAGCCUUCCCAGGGCAGGAGGUGGAGGAUCCCUCUCCCAGCCCCAGCAGCUCGGCCUGCUUCCUGUGGGACAACAGCAGCACCUGGAACUUGGACAGCAGCGAGGCCGACAGACGCUUCUGCUUUAUUCCAGUUUUCCCAGAAAAAUGAUCAAGGACAUUUCAAAUGAGAAAAACAAACGAAACCAG